GCUUUCCCUGGCCUCCCGCAUUGCGCAGGCGCAAAUCGUCACUGAGACUCCCAAGUUGAGGCGGCUGAGCCGGCCACGGCGCGGUUAUAGCGGAUUCCCACGUGAAGGGCCGACCUCGCCUGAGCCCGCAGAACCAUGCUGAGAUUGGGCAGCAGAUUCCUGAUGGGGCGAGCUGUGCCCAAGGCCCUCCUGGCGGCCUUUGUGGCCCUCCUCCUCGUCCUGCACGUGGCAAAUUCCCAGCAAGACUUCCAGUCAAGAAAACAGCAGAAGGACCACCCCCCGACUGACUUCCUGUCCCAGACAGGGUGGGCCAUUCGGGAGACCAUGGACGCCUGGAUUGGGCCCGAGGUCAUGCACGUGGUGGCCGAGACCUUGUCCCAAGUGCUGUGGGCCGUCUCUUCUGCCCUCUCCGUGGCUUGCUUCGCUCUCUCCGGGAUCUCUGCGCAGCUGCUGAGCGCCAUGGGGCUGCAUGGUGAGCACCUCACACAAGGCUUGAAGCUGAGCCCGGGCCAAGUGCAGACCUUCCUCCUCUGGGGAGCGGGGGCCCUCGUGGCCUACUGGGUGCUGGCCCUGCUCCUGGGCCUGCUGCUGGCCCUGCUGGGCCGGAUCCUGUGGGGCCUGAAGCUGGUCCUCUUCCUCGUGGGCUUCGUGGCCGUGGUCAGGUCCGGGCCGGACCCCUCCAUCCGGGCGCUGAUGCUGCUGGGGCUGCUGACGCUCUACGCCCUGCUGAGCCGGCUGAGCGGCAGCCGCGCCUCGGGAGCGCAGCUGGAGGCCAAAGUGCGCGGCCUGGAGAGGCAGGUGGAGGAGCUGCGCUGGAGGCAGCGCCGGGCCGCCAAGGCCACCCGGGGCGCCGAGGAGUAGGCGCCGGGCCGGAGCCCAGGAGCCCCGGGAGGCCCGCCCGUCCCUGCGGCUCUCUGCUGGAUCGGCUCCCGCCGCCCCCCUGGCGCCCGGCCAGCUCCGCCGGGAGGGCCCGGCCUCCUCCGGCUCCUGUUGCUACCCCCAAGCACACUCUGCUGUGGCCUUGACCGAGACCUCGGGCGGGCAGGGACGGACCUCGGGGCGGCGGCCGCCCCUCUCAGUGCCCCUCCCCCUCCGCUUCCCACUCCCGGCCCCCCCUCCCCCUGCUCUGGGGCACGUGUCCUGUGCACCGCCCUCGGUGGGAAGGAGACACGAGUGGUCCCCGGGGGGCCCGAAGCCCCCCCACCCCAGGUCUUAGGGCCGCCAGUGUCAAAUCUGUGCCAAGUGCCUUCACUUAAGCCAGCGGUGCCUGCUUCUCGCCUGCUGUAGGUAGGAACGUACUCGGUGUCCUGGAGCCGGAACAGGAGCGGCCUCCUAGAACCCGACACCGACAGCCAAAGAGCCCCGUGAGCGAGCGAGGGAGCCCCGCAGCCUCCCCUGCUCCGGCCCCCAACUCCUCCUUCAGGAGGGCGGCCCGAGCCAGCCCCACGCCAGCGUCACUGCCCGGCCGGCCAAUCAGGUGGCCCCCCGGAGCCGGCUGCCCCCCAGGCUCGGACACCACCGACUUCUCUGGGAGAGCGCGGGCAGGGGGGCGGCGCAGCCUCUGCCCGGAACCUGGGGGGGCUCCGGCCCGAAGCAGAGGGCCCCGACCGAGGAGGAAGCAGCUGCCAGGGAAGGUUUUAUCGAAGCUGAGCUCAUUGGGUUUUAAAUUAAGAAACGCACGCUAUUUUAUCUCGUUCCAUAAAACACAUGUAAUCCAA
Sarcophilus harrisii (Tasmanian devil) is the source of this 1718-nucleotide messenger RNA. RefSeq names its product transmembrane protein 109 (gene TMEM109). Gene Ontology annotation, biological process: cellular response to gamma radiation; intrinsic apoptotic signaling pathway in response to DNA damage by p53 class mediator. Bases 136 to 861 code for a protein of 241 amino acids. The transcript has 4 exons. NCBI's taxonomy places the organism in Eukaryota, Metazoa, Chordata, Mammalia, Dasyuromorphia, Dasyuridae. The record is from RefSeq and is a predicted model, not a curated record.